CCCGCUGCCAGCAUGGGCUGGGCACCCAACGAGCACACACGCACUGCGAGUACUGCCAUCUCCACCUCAAAGCAGGCUGUAGCACCAAGGUCUGGGCCUCUCCGCCCCGGUGCUCGAACCCUGUGCCAGUGUGUGGUCGCCACUGCGCAAGGAGCGGCCUGAGAAAUGCCAGCCUCUGGGAGGACAGACCCCAAGGGGGAGGACUACUCCACCGCCAUCCUGAAACAGAAGCAUAGACCCAACCGACUCAUUGUGGACGAAGCUCUCAAUGAAGACAACAGCAUCGUGUGCCUCUCUCAGCAAAAGAUGGAAGAGCUGCAGCUCUUCCGGGGCGACACAGUCAUCCUCCGUGGCCGCAAGCGGAGGCAGACCGUCUGCAUCGUGCUGACAGACGACACCUGCGCCGAUGAACGAGUGCGGAUGAAUCGCGUCACACGCAACAAUCUGCGCGUUCGUCUUGGUGAUGUCAUCAGCAUCCAGGCAUGUCCAGAUGUGAAGUACGGCAAGCGGAUCCACGUGUUGCCCAUCGACGACACCAUUGAGGGGCUGACAGGAAACCUGUUCGAAGUGUUCCUCAAACCCUAUUUCCUGGAAGCCUAUCGACCUGUACACAAAGGGGACAUCUUCCUGGUGCGGGGGGGCAUGCGAGCGGUGGAGUUCAAGGUGGUGGAGACGGAUCCCACCCCGCACUGCAUCGUCGCCCCCGACACCAUCAUUCACUGUGAGGGCGAGCCAAUCAAGAGAGAGGACGAGGAGGAGAGCCUCAAUGAUGUUGGCUAUGACGACAUCGGCGGUUGCCGAAAGCAGCUGGCCCAAAUCAAGGAGAUGGUGGAGCUCCCCCUGCGACACCCUGGUCUCUUCAAAACUAUUGGCGUGAAGCCGCCACGAGGGAUCCUAUUAUAUGGCCCCCCAGGAACCGGAAAAACCCUGGUGGCCCGCGCUGUCGCCAAUGAGACUGGAGCUUUUUUCUUCCUCAUCAAUGGGCCUGAGAUCAUGAGCAAACUGGCAGGAGAGUCAGAGAGCAACCUCCGCAAAGCCUUUGAAGAAGCUGAGAAGAAUGCACCCGCUAUCAUCUUCAUAGACGAGCUGGAUGCCAUCGCACCCAAGAGAGAGAAAACACAUGGGGAGGUGGAGAGGAGAAUCGUCUCUCAGCUCUUGACCUUGAUGGAUGGCUUGAAGCAGCGCUCUCACGUCAUCGUCAUGGCGGCCACCAACCGGCCCAACAGCGUGGACCCUGCCCUGCGACGCUUCGGGAGGUUUGACCGGGAAAUUGACAUUGGCAUCCCCGACUCCACCGGACGUCUAGAGAUCCUACAGAUCCACACAAAGAACAUGAAGCUGUCCGACGAUGUGGAUUUGGAGAGGAUCUCCACGGAGACACACGGUCACGUCGGGGCCGACCUGGCAGCUCUGUGCUCGGAAGCUGCUCUGCAAGCCAUCCGUAAAAAGAUGAUCCUCAUCGAUCUGGAGGAUGACACCAUCGACGCAGAUGUGCUCAACUCUCUUGCUGUCACCAUGGACGACUUCCGGUGGGCUCUGGGGCAGAGCAACCCCUCUGCCCUGAGGGAGACGGUGGUGGAGGUUCCCCAGGUCAACUGGGAGGAUAUCGGUGGUCUGGACGAUGUGAAGCGGGAACUUCAAGAGUUGGUGCAGUACCCGGUGGAGUAUCCAGACAAAUUCCUGAAGUUUGGGAUGACCCCAUCUCGUGGUGUAUUAUUCUAUGGUCCCCCUGGCUGUGGCAAAACCCUGCUGGCCAAGGCUAUUGCCAAUGAGUGCCAGGCCAACUUUGUGUCCAUCAAGGGUCCCGAGCUGCUGACCAUGUGGUUUGGCGAGUCUGAAGCCAAUGUCCGAGAUGUUUUUGACAAGGCUCGACAAGCUGCCCCCUGCAUUCUCUUCUUCGAUGAGUUGGACUCCAUCGCUAAAGCCCGUGGGGGUGGAGCUGGAGAUGCAGGGGGUGCAGCAGACCGGGUCAUCAACCAGAUCCUGACCGAAAUGGAUGGCAUGACCAACAAGAAGAAUGUUUUCAUCAUCGGUGCCACCAACAGGCCCGACAUCAUUGACCCUGCCAUCCUGCGCCCAGGCCGUCUGGACCAACUGAUCUACAUCCCCCUGCCCGACCUGCCGUCCCGCAGUGCUAUUCUUUCUGCCAACCUGCGCAAGUCACCUAUCGCCCGCGAUGUGGACCUGGAGUACAUCGCCCGCAUCACAGAGGGCUUCUCUGGAGCAGACCUAACGGAGAUCUGCCAACGCGCAUGCAAGCUGGCCAUCCGGGAAGCCAUCGAGGCAGAGAUCCGCAUGGAGCGGCAACGGCAGACUCAUCCAGACACCGCCAUGGAUGAAGACUACGACCCGGUCCCAGAAAUCCGGAAGGAUCAUUUUGAGGAAGCCAUGCGCUUUGCCCGUCGCUCCGUCAGUGACAAUGACAUCCGCAAAUACGAGAUGUUCGCCCAGACACUGCAGCAGAGUCGAGGCUUCGGCAACUUCAGGUUCCCUUCGGGGUCACAGCCCAGCGGUGGUCAAGGGUCUGGGCAGGGCGGCAGGGAUCCUGGUAACUUGUACAGGGACAACGGAGAUGACGACCUUUACCAGUGAGCGGAGGCGACGGCCGACUCGGGACGAGAUCCCCUCCGUCGACGGCCUGCUGUCCCCGGGCAGCAAAUCCUUGUUCGGGGUGUUAAUCGGCCCACACACGAGUAGCGUAGGCGCCACAAGAGUAUUUAGACAACUGCAAAAAUUACAGUUACCAUAAUGACCUUGCAGCUUCCGGUGUGUGAGUGUGUGUGUUAGGGGUGGUCAUCAUAACUGAGUCUCCACCCUCUCCCUCCCUGCAAACAGUUAUUGUUUUCUCACUGUACACAGUACACCAGCACACGCCAUCUGCGUUGCACUUUAUCUUUAUUGUAUCACAAUUUAGGCUUUUUCUCUUUAUUGCUGUAAGAGAUUAACAAAGUAUGAAGCAAAAUAUGCAGAUGCUCAGGUCUGAAGAGCAGAGCAGUAACGAAAGGCGCUCUGGACUUACACCGAUUGAGGUUCAGUGGAACGUGAAGUGGCCCUGUGCUCAUCAUGGGACGCUGACGUGAGACACUGAGUACAGUGACAGGUGUAGAUGGGAAGAUGGGAAGAUGCCGUUGUUACCAAUAGUCUCACAAUAAAGGGAUUUCAAACUGGGCUAA
Molecule: messenger RNA, 3173 nt
Organism: Scleropages formosus (Asian bonytongue)
Lineage: Eukaryota; Metazoa; Chordata; Actinopteri; Osteoglossiformes; Osteoglossidae
Product: transitional endoplasmic reticulum ATPase
Exons: 18
Coding region: 166-2592 (808 amino acids)
Biological process (GO): autophagosome maturation; mitotic spindle disassembly; retrograde protein transport, ER to cytosol
Cellular component (GO): cytosol; nucleus; VCP-NPL4-UFD1 AAA ATPase complex
Molecular function (GO): ATP hydrolysis activity; polyubiquitin modification-dependent protein binding; ATP binding
Source: RefSeq, a predicted model, not a curated record